UCUUCACAGUCUCUGCUGAGCUGCGGAGGAGGCUGGAAGUGUCCGCAUUGUUCUCUUUCUCCUUCCCCCGACAGUAACACAUCAAACUUAAGAGAUGGCAGUAAUGGAAAUAGCUUGCCAGGACGAUACAGAACCAGCCACUGGAUCUCCAAAGGAUCUUCUAAUGGGCAAAGGGCCAGAAGAGGUAGCGACUGAAAAGAAAAGCAGCGUUUGCAAAGUAGAGGAACCAGAUAAAAAGAUGUUCCAUGGACCGUGGAAGAUCCUGAAUGAUGUGAUUGCUAAAGGAACUGCCAAGGAAGACAGCGGAGAAGGGAGCUUAGCCUCAAUCUCCAUCAUUGCCCAGGCAGAAUGUGAGAUAAGCCAGGAGUUCAGUCCAACCUAUUCAGAGAGGCCUUUUAUUGCUGACACAAAACGAUAUGGCCGGUCUUGCAGCCUUGAUCAAAUCCCCAAUAAUGUGGCUCAUGCAACUGAAGGAAAAAUGGCUCCAGUCCACUGGAAAGCCUUGCAUCGUGGCAAAUCCCGGAAGAAACGGCGAAAGAGAAAGUCCUCCCUUGAAACACCAGAAAGAGUGGCCACCCUAAUUCGAAAGCCAAGGACUCCAGAGCAGGAGAGCUGUGUACCUAUACCUGUGCAGGAAGAUGACUCUCAUUUGGGCACCCUCUUCAAUAUCACUUCAUGGCAUUCAGAAUUGUGUAAGGAUUUGAGUUCUGAUUUCAGUUCCUUUGAGAAACCCAGCCAAGUUUUAUCUGCUAGCAAGUUGCACAUGUUAAAGAACCAAGCAAAGCUAGAGUUACACAAGCUGAUCAGCCCUGCUCAGUGCUUGAGUCAUGUUUGGAAAUCCUAUACUCAGGACAAUUUUGGCUCUCAAUCAGAGACUGUGCAUCCCUCUCCUUCAAGCAAAUUUCCUCCUUAUUUGUACGGCUGUGGCUAUUUGCUUCCUGCUUUGAAUCUUGGCCCUCUGAAGACUUAUCUUUUUGAUGAUCUUUCAAAUGUAGAUGGUGAAUGUCACCUUUCAGACUUGAAUCUGGCACAUAGCUUUUCCAAAUGUAGUCAUCAGUCUGCAAAAAACACUUCAGACACUCUUUCAAUGGAUGAAUUUCUGGUGGAUGCAUUGAAGGGAAAUGUUAUUCUUGGAGAACCAAGAAACUUAGCUUGUUUAGCCAAGACUUGGAAAGGAGAUGGAUCAAGUUCAAAAGCGUGCCUUCAGGAGAUUAAUGAAAAUGAAGGAGUGUUACUUACAGAGAAACUCAAAGCAGUCGAUUAUGAGUACCGCGAAGAGGUUCACUGGACCAAAUGUCAGGGUUUGCUGGGCACGGGCUCUUUCGGAGAAGUGUACAAAAUGGAGGACAAGCAGACCGGCUUUCAGUGUGCAGCCAAAAAGGUGCAAGUCGAACACUUCCGUGCAGAAGAGCUGACAACAUGUGCUGGAGUGACACAUGCUAAAGUCCUCCCGCUAUAUGGAGCAGUGAAAGAAGGCCUGUGGGUUACUAUCUUUAUGAAGCUGAUGGAAGGUGGAUCACUGGGCCAGCUACUUAAGCAGUGUGGAUACCUACCUGAGGACAGAGCUCUUGAUUAUCUCAGCCAAACGCUGGAGGCCUUGGAAUACCUUCAUGCCCACAAUGUUCUGCAUGGAGACGUAAAAGCUGACAAUGUCCUUUUAUCUGGUGAUAGAAGCCAUGCUGUUCUCUGUGAUUUUGGUCAUGCAGCUCAACUUCAUCCAGAUGGCAUAAGGAACUGUUUAACGACAGGGGAUUAUGUUCCUGGCACUGAGACCCACCUGGCUCCUGAAAUAGUAAUGGGGAAGCACUGUGAUUUCAAGGUAGACGUCUGGAGCAGUUGCUGUAUGAUGCUGCAUCUACUGAAUGGUUAUCACCCUUGGACCCAGUACUAUAAUCAUCCUCUGUGCCUCAAAAUAGCCAAAGAACCACCCCCCCUGAGAGAAAUCCCCCCCUCCUGUCACCCAUCCACUGUUCAGGUCAUUACAUCUGGGCUUGAGAAAGAGCCUACGAAACGGGCCUCUGCAGCAGAGCUAAGGAUGAAAACCUGCAAAGCACUUAAGCAAGUGGGAGGCCUGAAGAGUUCCUGGAGUGGUGAAUACAGAGAACCCAGAUGCCUGCAGUUGACGCAGAAAACUAGUCUCCCAGAAUUACUGUUGCCCAUACCUGAGCCCCCGGGUAGCCCAAAGCUGUUGUCUAGAAGCCCUAGCCCUCCAUUGCCAUGUCAGGAUCUGACUGCAAGAAAACAGUUAAUUCACCCAGACAUGUGCAAGGAAUUACUGCUAUCAUGUGACUCUCUUCUACCCUCCUUCCUGACUCCUCCCAGCACUAGGAAAGGCAGUAUGACAGAAUGGAGGACCCCCAGCAUUGACCACGACCUUCAGCAGCUGGAGUUUGAUCUAAUUCUGAACAGCCUGUCACAGCCCUUUUCACUGGAGGAACAGGAACAAAUGCUGUCAUGCUUCAGCUUGGAUAGCUUCCUCCCAUCAGAUGCUAGUGAGAAGAGCUCAUUGAAGUUGUCCCACAGUCUGAAGGACACCAUGAGUUCUGGUGUGCACUCCUGGAACAGCCAAGCAGAUGGGCAGAGCACCAGCUGGAACAGCUGGCUGCAUCGUAGCAGGAACACAGAUAUGCCCACUUACGUUAACGGGGUGAAAAUUGAGAUUUGCUUGCUUAGUGGGGAAAGCCUCCACAUCAGAGAAUUCCGUGGGGCCAAGGUGGGAGAUGUGGCCACUGGAAUCAGCAGCCAGAUACCAGCCCCUGCAUUCAGCUUCUUCACAAAAGAAGGUGAUCCUGUUCGUUGUGAUAUGGAGAUCCCUGAUUCAGGCAUUGAGCUUCAGUGCACUUUGGCGCCUGAUUGCAGUUCUGGCUGGAAGUGGAGAGUCAAACAUGGUCAGUUAGAGAAGAGGCUAUAAGGUCUUUUUCCUCUCCACAUCUUAUAUUGUGACCCUUGAAGCAACCGUGACUUUGCAAACAGAUCAGUGCAGAGUGUUGUUGGUGGCACCUGGCUGCUAAAGGAGAUUAUAAGUUCCUUAUCUGCUUCUUUGCCACCUCCAGUGCCUGUGGAAGAUGUUGUGGAAUGAACUUCUGUGUUGGGCUGCAUUUAACAAAAUCGACUCCAAAAACUUGGAGGAACAUAAGCUGCUGUGUUUUAGGCAGAUAACUCCUUCCUUAAUCACACUAUCAAGGACUAUCCUGACGGAAUGAUUUUUUCUCUCACCCUAACCUGUCUUUUUUUCACUCUGAGCACAGAAUACUGUUCUUGAACUCCUUGGAGGAAUGUAUGACCUCCAAAUACAAUAGUCAGUGCGUAAUGAGUACAUAACCAGGGUAUCUCUGCAGAAGCAGUAACUUUAUCACUUGCACUGAAACUCAACUAUAUUACUUCAUUUUCUUCACUGUACAGUUUACUGAGUUAAAAUUACAUGUUUAUCAGGAUAACUUUUAUCUACCAGUCUGAAUACAAAUAAUCUUUUUGUACAAUAUUAAAUAGAUCGUAGUUUUCAAGUGAGCAUUAAAUUUUUUCUUUUGAUUUUUUAAAAUCCUAAAUCAGAGAGAACUACAUCAGUCUAUUACUAUGUAUGACAUAGAAGUAAGCCUUAUGAAUGCACCAGGGCUUACUCCAUAGAGAUCAGAUUCCAUCUAUGCCAAGGAUAGUUUGAAGCAAAAAUCUAAACUUGAGAUAGAUUAGGCAAGUCCUGGUGGUAGUGUUGUUGUUGUUUUUUAUUACGCAUGCGUGUUUUUACUUGACCAGAUUGAUUUUUUUAAUACGCUUUUGAAGGUUUUGGAAAACUUUAUUUUGUGUGAAGAGCUCUGGUCAAGUAAAUGAAUGUCAUUAGACUAGGGGUGUAAGAGGAAGAAAAUAGAUGGUAUAUAUACAUCCUCUUCUCUUGAUAGGUGCAAAGAUAUCUUGUUCACAAAGCCCCAUGUGGUGUCUCCUGAGCUGUGUCUGGAGUGUAUUCGUCCACAAUUGUCUUUGGUUGAACUUUGAAAUUAUGUAGAGAAGAAGAAAAGCCCAAUUGACAAAAAAGGGGGAAUCUAAAAUCUUGCCUGAUGGUUAUCCCUCUCUCCCCAAGGAAGAGAAGAUUUGGGUUGGAGGGCAGCAGACCAGCCCAUAUUUUUGGUGCCUAAUAUCCAAAUAAAUUUUCAAGAUGUUCUAUUUCCUCUUCCAAACACGCAUACUUUUUUACCAAGGCAAACAGCCACUCUAGAGGGCAGUAUCUUUUCAGUCCAUCUUUUCAGAUGUAAUUGCUAGGCAGCUGGAGGGAAUGUGUAAAUGACAAAACUUGGCAAUUUUGGCGGUUGUAAACCCUGUAGUCUUUCUCCUUGUAGAAGUCUCAUCUCAUGUCAGAGUUAAUCAAUGUCUUCAUUUCUGGCUUGACAUGACUAUUGGGUAAUAAAAUUUGUCUCAUCUUACUUUCACUGGCUUCUGAAUCUACUGUAAUUCUAAACAGGUAGAUUAUUUUCUAGAAGCUUGAAGCUGUGCCUUAAUAAUAGGUUGUUUCUGAAUCUCCAAGAGGUUUUUGUAAUCUGGUCUAUUAGAAAGUGUGCUGCUGCAUUUGAAACCUUGCUUGGAUAUCCUGCUUAUUUGAUCAUAGCUGUGCUCUAAGAGGCAAUAUCUUCCCAGCUGGUACGACAGACAGUUCAAAUAGGCCAUUGCGUGUUUAGGGCUGUAUAUGACUUCAGUUGUCUGAAGUUCAGAUAGCUGUUGUGGUCCCUAUUUAACUCUUUGCAAAAUUAAAUGCUACUCAGAAUUGGACCCAUUAUUCUUGCAAUUCAGUAACGUAAUGAACUGACGGAGUUUGUGGAUUUAGAAAACUGCCACAACAGUUGGGGCAGGCUGCUGGUUAAAAAAUCCGCUCAAGCCUAGAUGAAAGGCUAGAUGAAAAGGGCAAGCAGCCUCCGAUUUUGCCAAUGGGAACUUGAAUUUACUGUUGUUUGGGACUGCAGCCUGUAGAAUCGUUUUGUAUUGUAAUCUCUCAAUAGCUGGUAGAGUUCAUGUCAGAGAGAAAGAUUAGUCAUUCUAAUAUAUGCGGACAGACGGGCACAUUUCAUUCCUUGCUGUCUCCUAGCUUCAAAUUGGAGCUGAAGGAAUAAUUUCAAAAAAUGUUCAGGUAGGGGGAAGAGACUGGCCGCAGAGCCCACCACAGCUGUCAGCCUACAUCCUAACUGGACACAUGCCAUUUUAAAGUAGAAGUGGCUCUCUGGAGGUUGUACAGCUUGGAAAAGGGCAAGCAGCCUCCGAUUUUGCCAAUGGGAACUUGAAUUUACUGUUGUUUGGGACUGCAGCCUGUAGAAUCGUUGUGCUUAUCCAUUCUGUUCAUGGAGAGGAAACAGCUCCUAAUCACAAAUAAAUUUCUCUGUGAGUAGUUUCCUUCCUAAUAACAGUAACUAGGCGAGAAGCCCAUGGAAAUCUUGACUCUUCCAAGCACCUUUCUUGAUCUGCAAGAAUGGCUUUCCCAUAGUGUUGAUUCAGUCAAAAGAAAAAAAAAAAGUUAUAUUUUAGCAGUGGGAGGUAUCUGUAUGCAUCAGGGAGUAAGCUACUUUCACAUUUUGAAAAAUCUGAAAGUUUAUCUUGAUAUCCCAGGUAUCUGUGGUUGUAACCCAGGGCUUCUUGCCUCUUCAGUUCUUAAUCCAUUAACCUACUUGCAGGAUAUUGUUUCCUGCAAAGGAAGUAGCAGACUCAAAUCAGGGAAUGGAAAUCUAGCUUAAGAUAUGGAAAAGCACAAUUUUGGGAGGUGGGGAGGUUCAUUCAUUUACUUCAUGCGUGCUUUCUCCAUUUGUUUUGUUCUUUGGUUUACAGAUAUAUGUUAUUUUGUCAGGUUUGCAUUGUGGUGAGGUAAUGACAGUGAGUAUACCAGCUGAGCUCAGAGAUCAUGUGAUGCCCCGGUGUAUGUCAUUUUUUUAGUGUGGUAUAUGUCUACUCUGUGCAGCUUCAUGACAGAGUCAAGCCAUAAUGGCAUAUUGAACAAAUGAUGAAAACAAUUCUGGCCUAGCGUUUAGGCUCAUAUGUGAACUGAGCCAUUUUUUUACUUGGUUGUGGGGGAGAUCUUGGGCUAAAAUAUUCACAGGGAGCCUUCUGUAUGGAGAUUUUAUGAACUAUCUUGUUUUCAGUGUUCAAACUGUUAAAUAACUAAUUUGCUUGCAGUAAUGAGCUUAGAAGUCUGCAUAUUUUUUUCAAUGUAGAAAUUAUAUGUUUUGAAAAAGCCAACAGAUGGAAUGCUAGAAAGCCACAGCAUUACAACCUAUUAUCUCAGAUACUUUACCCUCUAGCUCCAGUUCAGGAAAUGCCACAAAGCUUUUUUAAAAAAUGAACAGAAUUAAAUAAUUAUUUGGAACAGCUCUCUAGAUUGGGGUUGCUUUUGCCAAAACCAGUGUAAUAACCACAGUGGCCUAAAGAUGCUUCCAAACUGGGUUCUUAAUGCUGUCAAUUAAACGUGUUCAUUUGGCCGUUUUCUACUUAAAAUAUAUUUUAACGGGGGGGGGGAGAGGAAAAGUAAGAAAAUGCAGAUAGGUUUCAAAUGAAAAUCACUGAUUGUGCUCACAUGAUGCACACUGAACCACAAACUUGCUAGCCAUAUUUAGUUUAGCGUGUUCUGAAGAUCUGCACUGUAUUAGCUUAUACUUCAGUGUGAUGUUUCAGUCAAGAAAAGUAAAUUUUAUUAACUAUGGAUACGCACGUCAUACAAGCACAAUAUAUGUUGUCUGUGAUUCUGUGAAGUUAAGAAUGACUGAUAUUACUUUUUAACUGUCAAUGAAGUUCUAAAGCAGGAAGGCCAAAUGCACCUUUUUCAAUCAAGGAAAUUAAAUUAAAUCAAAUCCCAGUGCCUUUAGCUCAUA
Python bivittatus (Burmese python) is the source of this 6836-nucleotide messenger RNA. RefSeq names its product mitogen-activated protein kinase kinase kinase 14 (gene MAP3K14). Gene Ontology annotation, molecular function: protein kinase activity; ATP binding. The record is from RefSeq and is a predicted model, not a curated record. Lineage: Eukaryota; Metazoa; Chordata; Lepidosauria; Squamata; Pythonidae. Gene Ontology annotation, biological process: protein phosphorylation; canonical NF-kappaB signal transduction.